AGUUCACGUUACUUCCGGGUUUCGAAGGUUGUGUGACGAUCACAUGUUUUCUUCUUGUAUCGAGGCUCUCUGGGUUUUUUUAACGAUGUCUUUGCGUGUGUCAGUCAUGUUGGCAGUGUUCUUACGACUUCUGGACACUCGCGGAAGCGGAAUUGGAGCCAGUGACGUCCAGAAGAGGGCCGAUCAGCCAGCCUCGCACUCGAGAUGUUGUCAUAAUGAACAGGGCACGCCUGCCUCGUAUAUCGCAGCGGUGUACGAACACGACACGUACCUUCUACAGGACCCCCACCGCGUAAUGAACCGUAGCGGCGCCUUGGAUCUGAUGAGGAAAAACCUCCAGGUGUUUGCAGAUCAAGCUAGUGCUGCCAGCAAACAGGGAGCCCAGAUCAUAGUUUUUCCCGAGGACGGCAUCUACGGCAUGGGGUACACCCGUGAUUCCAUCUUCCCCUUCCUGGAGGAAAUUCCCGACCCUGUGAUGCAUCCUUGGAAUCCGUGCCUCCUUCCACACCGCCAUCACCACACAGAAGUCCUGCAUAUCCUGAGCUGUAUCGCACGGAACAACAGCCUUGUUGUGGUAGCAAACAUGGGGGAUAAACAAGACUGUUCCAAGGAUGUAGACCCACACUGUCCCGAUGACUGCCACUACCAGUUUAACACGGACGUUGUGUUUGAAACGGACGGACAAUUUAUCGCCAAAUAUCACAAGUACAACCUGUUUUAUGAGAAUCAGUUUGACUCCCCGCCUAGAUGUGAACAUGUUACGUUUACGGUGUUCUCUGUGACGUUCGGCAUGUUCACAUGCUUUGACAUUCUCUUUAAAGAUCCUUCGGUAGAAGUUGUAGAAAAGUUGGGUGUAAAGAAUGUAGUUUUUCCUACAGCGUGGGGAAAUGCCCUGCCUUUGAGACAUGCUGUUCAGUACCACCAAGCCUGGGCUAUGGGAGAAAAUGUCAAUCUUCUAUCAGCCAAUCAGCAUCAUCCCUUCUUUGACAUGACAGGCAGUGGGAUUUAUUCUGGCCAAUCAGGAGCCUUGGUUUACUACCAUGACUCUGAUUGGUCAAGUGGGGGCAAGCUGCUUGUUGCUGUAGUGCCUACCGAUCCUGGUUGUUCAAACGAUGAAAACUUUUGUAACAAAAUCACAGAAUACGAAAAGAAAGACUACCCUGAACAGGACAAUAAUUACAAUACUAUUUCUAAGGUUUCAGUUGAGGGCCGACCAUUCAGAAAUCUUACUGCAAGGACUUUUCAGUCAAAGAUAGAAGAAGACAUCUACACUUUCUCACCCCUUGAAAAUGGAACAGGCCAUGUGGAGGUCUGUGAUAAUGCACUGUGCUGCCAGUUGGAUUAUUCCAUGUCACUGAAGGAGGGAGAGCUGUAUGCUUUUGGUGCCUUUGAUGGACUGCAUACAUUCCAAGGGCAGUAUUAUUUGCAGGUGUGUGUUCUACUGAAGUGUCAAUCAGACACCCACCCCUCCUGUGGCAGAAGCAUCACCUCAGCCGGCACUUCCUUCUCCCUCCUUCACAUGGCCGGCAACUUCAGCACUUCUUAUGUGUACCCCGAGGUUUCCACAGACCGUGUCUCACUGGCGCCACCUAGUGAGUGGAAGUUUGAAGCGCAGGCAAUAACCAGCACAAAGGGGAUCUCGAAACCGCUGCUGUCGGCUGGAUUAUAUGGGCGUUGGUAUGACAGAGACUGAGAUGGAAUUGCCUUCUAUUUCUUGCACUGUUCAUGAUCCAGAAACAAAGUGU
Messenger RNA from Branchiostoma floridae (Florida lancelet), 1745 nucleotides. RefSeq names its product pantetheinase-like. The coding region runs from base 44 to 1693 and encodes 549 amino acids. Lineage: Eukaryota; Metazoa; Chordata; Leptocardii; Amphioxiformes; Branchiostomatidae. The transcript is spliced from 4 exons. Gene Ontology annotation, molecular function: hydrolase activity, acting on carbon-nitrogen (but not peptide) bonds, in linear amides. The record is from RefSeq and is a predicted model, not a curated record.